Messenger RNA from Medicago truncatula (barrel medic), 1568 nucleotides. Its product is annotated as glutamine synthetase nodule isozyme. Lineage: Eukaryota; Viridiplantae; Streptophyta; Magnoliopsida; Fabales; Fabaceae. Gene Ontology annotation, cellular component: cytoplasm. Gene Ontology annotation, molecular function: glutamine synthetase activity. The record is from RefSeq and is a predicted model, not a curated record. The transcript is spliced from 12 exons. Bases 234 to 1304 code for a protein of 356 amino acids.
UUAAAAUUUAAUUAAUUCUAAAAGAUAAAAAUAAAACCUCCAACCACCUAAAACCACGUCCAAAUUAAUCUCACUUUACUAGUAGUUUUCUUCAUAUCACUCAUUAUAAAUAGUAGCAUAUGAAACACUCUCAUUUAACCUUAACAAAAAAGCUAGAGAUUCCUCUAUAGCUAUUUGUCUAUUACUUGCUUUUCACACACUGUGUUCUUCUUCUUCCUUCACUAUUCAUCAUCAUGUCUUUGCUUUCAGAUCUCAUCAACCUCAAUCUCUCAGAAUCCUCUGAAAAGAUUAUUGCUGAAUACAUAUGGGUUGGUGGAUCUGGUAUGGACCUUAGAAGCAAAGCCAGGACUCUACCUGGUCCAGUGAGUGACCCUUCAAAACUUCCUAAAUGGAACUAUGAUGGAUCAAGCACAAAUCAAGCUCCAGGACAAGAUAGUGAAGUUAUCUUAUAUCCACAAGCUAUUUUCAAGGAUCCAUUUAGACAAGGCAACAAUAUUCUUGUGAUUUGUGAUGUUUACACCCCAGCUGGUGAGCCACUCCCAACAAACAAGAGGUACAAUGCUGCCAAAAUUUUCAGCCACCCUGAUGUUGCUGCUGAGGUACCAUGGUAUGGAAUUGAGCAAGAAUAUACAUUAUUGCAGAAAGAUACUAAUUGGCCACUAGGAUGGCCUAUUGGUGGCUAUCCAGGACCACAAGGCCCAUAUUAUUGUGGGAUUGGUGCUGAUAAAGCCUAUGGUCGUGACAUUGUUGAUGCACAUUACAAAGCUUGUCUUUAUGCUGGCAUUAACAUUAGUGGCAUCAAUGGAGAGGUUAUGCCUGGUCAGUGGGAGUUCCAAGUUGGCCCUUCUGUUGGUAUUUCUGCUGGAGAUGAGAUAUGGGCUGCUCGUUACAUUCUAGAGAGGAUCACAGAGAUAGCUGGAGUGGUUGUUUCAUUUGACCCUAAGCCAAUUCCGGGUGAUUGGAAUGGAGCUGGUGCUCACACAAACUAUAGCACCAAGUCAAUGAGAGAGAAUGGAGGCUAUGAAAUCAUCAAGAAGGCCAUUGAAAAGCUUGGAUUGAGGCAUAAGGAACACAUUGCUGCCUAUGGAGAAGGAAAUGAGAGACGUCUCACUGGAAAACAUGAAACAGCAGACAUCAACACCUUUUCUUGGGGUGUGGCAAACCGUGGUGCAUCUGUUAGGGUUGGAAGAGACACAGAAAAAGAUGGCAAAGGUUACUUUGAGGAUAGAAGGCCUUCUUCUAAUAUGGAUCCCUAUGUGGUUACUUCCAUGAUUGCUGAAACUACCCUUCUAUGGAAACCAUGAAGUCACAACCACUUGUCUUUGGAUUUGGACCACAUCACAUUAUGUGUUCAAUAAAUAGACUAGUUUAUAUCUAUUAUCAUUAUCAUUAUGCAAAGUGUUGCUUCAUUAGUAGUAAUUGUCCAAGUGGUCUUUAAGCACAAAGCAUUUAGUCCAUGUAUUUGGAUGAAAAUAAUUUUAUCAUUAAUAACAUGGUUGCUUCUUGAUUUUACUCUAAUAAUUUCAUGGAUCAAUAAUGCAAUGUUUGUUGCUCUUUCUUGGAUUCAA